Candidozyma haemuli is the source of this 1566-nucleotide messenger RNA. RefSeq names its product putative divalent metal ion transporter (gene SMF3). Gene Ontology annotation, cellular component: plasma membrane. The record is from RefSeq and is a predicted model, not a curated record. The transcript has a single exon. Gene Ontology annotation, biological process: iron ion transport; intracellular manganese ion homeostasis. Lineage: Eukaryota; Fungi; Ascomycota; Pichiomycetes; Serinales; Metschnikowiaceae. Bases 1 to 1566 code for a protein of 521 amino acids. Gene Ontology annotation, molecular function: cadmium ion transmembrane transporter activity; manganese ion transmembrane transporter activity.
AUGUCUCAGCUGAUUGGAAUCCCCACGGGCGGCCUGGCUUUCCAGCUGGGCUUGGGUAUCUUGAAGAAAUACGCCUCCUUCAUAGGGCCGGGCAUCAUGGUGUCGGUUGCUUAUAUGGACCCUGGUAACUACUCCACUGCAGUUUCCUCUGGUGCCGAUUACGAGUAUAGUCUUUUGAUUAUCAUUUUCCUUAGUAAUUUGUUUGCUGUGGUGUUGCAGUGCCUUUGUGUGAAACUAGGCACGGUUACUGGCCUUGACUUGGCUGAAAUGUGCCGUUUGAACUUACCCUGGUGGCUUAACUUGUUUUUGUACGUUUGUGCUGAGAUCGCCAUUAUAGCUACAGACUUGGCUGAAGUGGUGGGCACUGCUAUUGCUUUGGAAAUCUUGUUUGGCAUUCCUUUGGUUUUUGGCGUGCUUAUUACUGUUCUUGAUGUGCUCAUCAUCUUGUUCGCAUAUCAUAAGGAUGGAAACUUGCGUCAAACUAGGACUUUUGAGAUCAUGGUUUCGAUCUUGGUCGCCGCUACCUGUGUCUGUUUCGUCGUUGAACUUUUCAAAUGUGACUUCGAACCAGGCUCUUUUGGUAAGAUUGUUGAAGGUUUCUUGCCAGUCAACAUGGAGGUUUUCACAGAGUCUAGAGCUUUGUUCUUGAGUUGUGGCAUUGUCGGAAGUACCGUUAUGCCUCACUCUUUAUAUCUUGGAUCAUCUUUGGUCCAAUCACGUUUGAAGGAUUACGAUAUUAGGAACGGAAACGUUUCCAUCAAUCUGGACGGAGAAGUGGAAAAUUCUGGUGAUGAACAAAGCGAUGCCCUUGCUUUGAGCCAGAACAAGUUUCUCGCUAUUUCCGACGGCUCAAGCCUUGCUCGGAAGUAUCGUCCUUCUUAUUCUGCAAUCAAGUAUUGCUUGAACUACUCAUACAUCGAGUUGAUACUCUCUUUAUUUAUCAUUGCAGUGUUUGUUAACGCGUCCAUUUUAAUUGUUGCUGGUUCUACAUUAUACGGGAAGCCUGAUGCUGAUGAUGCCGACUUGUUGUCGAUUUAUGAAAUGUUGUCUCAUUACAUAUCGCCAGCUGCCGGUUUGAUCUUUGCAUUGUCAAUGCUCUUCUCGGGUCAAAGUGCUGGCAUUGUCUGCACUAUGGCCGGACAGAUUAUCUCAGAAGGCUUCAUUAAUUGGUCGUUUAAACCUUGGAUUCGUCGUAUCAUAACUCGAGUCCUAGCAAUCAUCCCUGUGUUGAUUGUGAUUAUAAUUUUGGGACGCGAAGGUGUCGCUACCAUUAUGAACUCAUCUCAAGUGGUUUUGAGUUUUAUUCUUCCUGUUGUCAGUGCUCCUUUGAUUUGGUUCACCGCCAACCGCAAGUACAUGGCGGUUAAUGAUAUCAAUUCAGAGGCUCCUGAUGAACAGACGGCGUUAUUAUCGGAUGAGGGGGAUGGAGCCAAUGGCUCCACCCAAAAAUUAGUGUUCUUUGAGAACGGGAGGUGGUUGAAUGUGGCUGCUUUUAGCACAUGGCUUAUCAUUACCUUUUUAAACAUUUACUUGGUUUACCUUUUCUCCAUUGGAAUUGAGGUUUAA